Leptomonas pyrrhocoris is the source of this 990-nucleotide messenger RNA. RefSeq lists its product as hypothetical. The record is from RefSeq and is a predicted model, not a curated record. Gene Ontology annotation, molecular function: protein-cysteine S-palmitoyltransferase activity. Gene Ontology annotation, cellular component: endoplasmic reticulum; Golgi apparatus. Lineage: Eukaryota; Euglenozoa; Kinetoplastea; Trypanosomatida; Trypanosomatidae. Gene Ontology annotation, biological process: peptidyl-L-cysteine S-palmitoylation; protein targeting to membrane. The coding region runs from base 1 to 990 and encodes 329 amino acids. The transcript has a single exon.
AUGCUGCCGUCUUUCUUGACGAGAUACGAGCGCCAUGAGAAGCACCAUGUCUUUUGCAAUGGCCGCAUUUUUGUAGGACCGGACUGGCGCAUCAUGGUGAUGAGCGUCGUCUUCAUAACGGUUGGCACGCUGCUGUUUGUGUUUUUCACCAACAACCUCAUGGCCGCUCGCGUGAUUGUUGGCGUGUCAGCGGUGGUAUCGGUGGUAGCGCUGCUAGUUUGCGGUUUGUCAGACCCCGGCAUUAAACCACGCGCCGAGCCACCACCGCCGGACGCCAUCCCACACGAUUCCCUUUGGCGGGAGCGCGUCUACGUCGACAAGGACGGCACACCGCACCACACGCGGGUGGAGGUGAAAUGGUGUUACCGCUGCAACAUCUACCGUCCCUACCGGGGCGUGCAUUGCCGGUUCUGCGACGCCUGCGUGACGCGGCGCGACCAUCACUGCCCGUGGACGGGCACGUGCAUCGGCGCCCGAAACUACCGUUCUUACUUCGCCCUCGUGUGGGUUCUUUCGAUCAUGUUGCUGGCGGCUUUUAUUGGUGGUGUGCAGAGCCUCGUGCAGCGUUCCAUUCGAUUUGGUGACGCUAACGCCGGGGUGCAGGACGCACCGAGUGGUUUUACAUCCGCUCUCAUCGACACCUACGGCAUUGAGCUGGCGUUGAUUUUACUGUCCUUUUUGUUUGGCUUCCUGUCCGUCUCCUUGGCGGUGCACCACAGCUACCUCAUCACGCAGAACCUCACCUCUGGCGAUGUAACGAAGGAGCUGCCGGAGAACGUCUUCACCUACGGAAGCAUGAUGGCCAACAUCUGGGUGGUGUUGACCGGCUGCAAUGAGGAGGACAGAGACGACAUGCAGACGGAGGUGGUGGUGAUGGAAACGGUUGAUGAGCCUUCCGCGGCCUUAGCCCAGUCUCCGUUGGGGCACGACGCGCUGUGCAGUGACGUAGUUCCCUCUGUUGGAGGCGACGCAGGAGCGGGGAGUGCGUAG